Molecule: messenger RNA, 6345 nt
Organism: Engraulis encrasicolus (European anchovy)
Lineage: Eukaryota; Metazoa; Chordata; Actinopteri; Clupeiformes; Engraulidae
Exons: 5
Coding region: 494-1612 (372 amino acids)
Source: RefSeq, a predicted model, not a curated record
UGACCCAUGGCAUGGCCUCUAUCGUCCAGUUUCAAUGAACAAUGGUACUGGUGUUUUCACGGACUACACGCGCUGGAGUGCCGUCUGUCAUUUCAGAACCCUCAUCAAGUACGCUCUAGCGACAGAUGUCUGUCGUCGUACCCGGUUGCUUCAUGUUUCGUGUAAAAUAACCCAAACGAUGACCCGUCUCCUAACAGAUUGGCAUUACCGUGGUGAAACGGCGAGGCAACUGUUCUGAAGUGUAAAGAUUCUUCAAAUCGCUGGUAGGGUGAUUUUUGCCUAUCCAUUACGCGUUUCCCAAAUGGAAAGAUUAGCGCAAAUUAGCACCGUCGCGUUUCUUCCUUGUCACUGUUGUUAGCCCUGAGGCUAGGGCAGCGGGGUUAAGCUGGUAACAACAGGCGUCAACAGCAUUUGUUGCAUAGGCUACUCCUGGCUGUCAACACGUCAACCAAGGUAAACUCCCCUUUUUGUCAAAGGGAAUGAAAUCAGAGUAAUGUCUGACUCUGCGUUAAGAAGUUGUGGCGUGAGAGAGGAGGUCGAGAGACCAGAACUUCGGACAGACCCUGAAACUGACAUAAAUGGUGAUGGACAACCCAGUGGGAAUUCUGCCAAGCAAAAGAAGCUCAUCCUUCACAUCGACCUGAAUAAUACGAUAUUGGUGUCUGAUGCCGUGACAAGGCAGGGUACAGUCACCGCUCUGGAAUACUUUCUUUCCACGGUGACUUGGGGACACAUGUCAAAAGCAGGUAAGUGGGAGUGGCUGUCAGACGGCCCCUCCCUCUCUCCGCCCAGCCAAGACGCCGUGACCUACUACUCCAAGUUCGGCCGCGUGCCGGGCUUCACCACCUCCGGACCGGGCCGCAAGUUCCGCGGCGUCCUGGAGGAGCACCUGGCGCUGCUGCGCUGGCCCGCGGACCUGCCCGAGGACAAAGAGUUCACUGUGAGGGGCGAGGACGGCCAGCUGUACCACUGGAUCCUGCCCUCCUUCUUCCAGCUGCUGCAGGACCUGGCGUCGCAGGGCAGGGACUUUGCCGUCCUGUUCCGCACCUUUGGCACGGACCUGCCCCGGGUGCUGACCGCGGUCCACAAGGCCCUGGUCGAGGGCGGCCACCCACUCUUCCCAGACCUGCCUGCACUGAAGCUGUCUGUCAGCCAGACUCCCGGCCGUAUCCGCUGCACUGGCAAGAAGACUGAUUUGAGCCGAGGCGAGGAGAAGUGUACGUCUCGAGACGGAGAACGGGGCGUCUACGAGUACCUCAGCGCUGUGGAGGGCCUGGGAGGUUUCCAGGACCACUUUGACUGGUGGGUUCGUAACACCUACUCCAUCUUGGGCGGGAAGCCAUUCUGGGUUGACCCUUUUGAUCUUCAUGUUCAGCACAUCUUCAUUGAUGACAACAUUCGACAGACGGAUGAAGACACUAUUGUCCACCCCAAGGUGUUUCUGGAUGCUGAGAGCUCGGAGACCCGCACGGCCUCCACCUCGGAGCUGUACGACCUCUGCCUGGUGCAGAACGACCUUCUGCAGGCCAUCUCGGACGCCAGCUACUUCACCAAGCGCAUCCAGAUCUGCCAGGAGAACUAUGACAGGAACAUGCAGCAAGCCACCAGCUAGACUGAGGCAUUGCAUUACAUUAUAUCACACUUAGCUGACCCUUUUAUCACAAGACGACCUACAGAUAUUACAGGGUAUUGGUUACGGUCCCUGGAGCAAUGUGGGGGUCAGGUGCCGGCUAGACUGCCUUGGUCACCGCCUGUCUGAAGCAUUACAUUACAUCCAGGGCUCUAAAUUAACUUUUUUAAAUCACCAGCCAACAUGUAGAUGUUGAUCUUACUAUCCAAACAUACUCACUAAUGGGUCAAAGUGGCUUGUAAGUUGGUCUUCUCCAUCAGCCAAACUGAAAUUUCACCAACAUUUGGCCAGUUGGCUAGUGUUAAUUUAGAGCCCUGAUUACAUCAAACUUAGCUGACACUUCUAUCCCAAAGCUACUUUACACCAAUACUGGGUAUUGUUAGGGCUUCCGCACACCGGCUCCGACAAAGUGCUGAGCACUGCUGGGCAAAAGUUUGAUUUCAUUGUUUUCAAUAGAACACACACACGCACACUGGCGCCGAUGUCCGGGGACAUUCGCCGAUGUCGGAUAGCAAUUAGAGACAAGUUCUAUUUUGUCGGCGCCGCCCAUUGACUAUCAAUGCAAUGUUCGUGUGAAAUUGGGUUUGGGGAUCCGAAUUUUGACGGAAGUGAAAGUGCGCCGCAGUGCUGUCGGAGCCGGCGUGCGGCCGGCCUUACAGUCCCUGGAGCAAUGUGGGGGUUAGGAGCCUUGCUCAAGAUACUUCAGCCAAGGAGAGGGAGGAAGGGAUUGGUAAGGGUGGGGAUCGAACCUGCAAUCCUGUGAUUUCCAGCCCAACUCCCUAAACCAGCGGUUCCCAAACUUUUUUCCUUGCGCACCCCCUUGUACAUUUCAAUGUGGUUCGCGCACCCCCUAAGUGAAUGUCACAUGCAUACAUUAUGCGGUUAUUUUGGGGAAUCCUCGUUUCCAAUAGACCUGGUGCUUUUUCUACCUUCAUUGCAAUGGAACUUAUUGCAUGACAGGUCAAGGAGUUAUAAAUUUCACUGCAGAUGGACCAUUCCAGCAUACAAUUCACCAAACAAUUAAAACCUACUUAAUGUUCAUUAAUGCUGUGUAAAAACACACAUCCCAGCCAUUGCUCUAUUCAGCUCGUGCACCCCCUUGGGUCAGCUCGCGCACCCCCAGGGGUGCACGCACCCCAGUUUGGGAAGCUCUGCCCUAACCGUUUCACCAUGGCUAGCCCCAUGACAACAUACACAUGCAGGCAGCCACGGCAAGGAGGGAGAGGGGGUAGGAACGGAAGAACUGCAAACACUAUUGACCCGUUUAGAAGUCCCGUCAUCACCAACUGCGCGCGCAUUGUCGACUCGAACUCAAACACACACACACCACACACAAACGGACAGUACAGACCCUAAAGACCCUAAAGAGAGAAGACCUGCCGUCCUGAAGCAUGUAUGUUUCCUGAAAAGUACAUUUGUUAGGCUAUUCCCAGAGGGAAGAGGCUGUUCCAGAAACAUAGGAGAUGUUUUUGGUUACAAGACAUUAAAUGUACUGACUGGACUGAGGACACCAUCAGGAAUGCCCGUGUCUGUGGCGCCCACUUCAUAUCUGAAGUUAUAGUGACCAUCCAUUUUCUUAUUUCGGAAAAAAAACACCUAGUUUCUUUACAAAUGUGCGGUUCAUUGCCGAUUUCGCUCCAACAAUGCGUGCGCAGCGCGAUUACGUCACAUCUGUGUACAAACAGCAAAGGGGUCCAUAUAUCAUAUGGAAGGCCAAGGCCUGCAUUUAAGAAGUGGAAGGAAGGUUAAAAUGUGCAUCUUAUAUGGAAGCCAUUUGAGAGUGACAUUGGUAGUUUUAGAGUAACUGUUCAAAAGUCUUAGUGGAAAGGUCAGACCUGUUUCCGGUUCCUUUCCCCUCCAUUCACCUUCCAGAACAGAUGUUGAUUCAUCUUACGCUUCGUUCUGGGUAUAAUCUUUUUUUCUCCUGCCAUUUCUCAAGGUGCAAUAUGCAAGACAUUUAUGGGAUGUCAUCAUUCAGUGAUGCAUCACUAGGGCAUCUCGUACAACCAGAAUAUUUCCAUCAUAAAACUUAUUUUACAGCCCACAAAUUCUCUUUAUGCAUUCUGCCUCUGUGGAUGGAGUAGUGUGGUUAUUCUAGCAGUCCCUUAUUCUCCACUGUGGUUCGCACACAGGGUGUGGCUGUCCUGUAUUGAGAAAUGUUUGCUUCUUGGAGGUAUACUGUAGAUGGUAAUAGUUGUUAGUUGGCAUGUUCAAAACAAAUGCAAUUCUCAAUUUAUCUUAGUUUUAUUUUUAUAACAAUUAAAAAAUGUUCAAAACAUUCCCACAACAGCACUGAAUGACAUAGACAUUCUCCACUGACCUUUUUCUGUUUCUGUCUGAAUGGAAGCUUUAAAGCUGCCACAAGAGACUCAUCACAACUGGAGUAAACCAUGCUGCAGGUUUUUACAGUGAUUUGAAUCUGAUUGCAGGAGCCGUUUUAGCAACAGGCUUGCAUAUAGCACCUUUAAGGAGGCUGAUUUUAUUUUCAAGUUUGUACUCAACAACAGAUAUGUUUUCCCAUUAACAGUAGAACCUGCUACAGUUCGUUGUUACCAGAAGGUCCUGUGUGUUUUAGAGUUGGACAGAAGCUUUUCUCUCAUGAAUGUUUCCCUAAACCUUUUGUCUCAGGUGGUAUAAUGCCUUGUUUACGGAAUGCAAAAUAUGUUAUAGUUUUUUUGUUUGCUGCUGUAUUUGGCCUAUCAAAGUAGCUCUAUGCAUAGUUAUAUUUGCUGUGGGUAGGUCGUUAAACUAGAAAUGUACUGAAACUUGAAACAUAGAGCCUUUUUAUGGUUUCAGGCUGUCAUGAGUUGAUAUAUUUUAUUUCCAUCUGAAUUUUGUUCAUACUUGAAUUUUAUUCUGAAGUUGGCCAGACAACCUCAUAGUAAGUCACCAAUAGCAUUUAUGAGAGGAUCACAACCUUAGUCUCAACUCUCAGUUUAGAUCAGAGAUAAGGGUUGUACUCUAUUUAACGGGUUCCCUUGCAGUGUGUCUGAACUAGGGUGACCAGACGUCCCGGUUUGACCGGGACAGUCCCGGUUUGGAGUUGUGUGUCCCAGGUCCCGAGCAAACCCUCUCGGGACACAAAAUGUCCCGGUUUUGGCCACCCACUACAUUGUGCCAUGUCUAUCAGGGUAAAUACAUGGAAAAGAUUAGGACAUGUUUACCUGCCACAGUUAAAGGCAGCCAGCGCUUGCAUAGAAAGUCUGAAGGAGUCAGUUGCGAUUUGUCAUUCCUCCCUCUAAAAUUGAUCAGAAUGCAGGAAAUUGCAUUAAAAAAAAUAACAAUUUUCCUGGGGGAGGACCCCCACAUCCGCCCGCCAAAUAUUGUCCUUCAGUCACGCACAAAGUGUCCCGGUUUCAGACUACAAAAAUCUGGUCACCCUAGUCUGAACGUAAUAUGCAAUAUUAUUAUGUGCUCCCAUAGUACAUACUAUGGUUCAUGGUACAAACUCAAGACCUUUCCCCUAGUCUUAACUUUGUGGAACAGAGUUGAAUACAAAAUGUUGCAGAUUGUUAUGAUCUGAACAAUUGUACUCUGUUAUGUACUAGAUGCACCGCAAUGGGCACGGUAAAAUAAAAUCUAACCCAGGUCAGUUGUGUCAAAUAUUGGAGAGGAAAGCCGUUGCUGAAAUCUGUUGAAAAGGGUCUUUUCUACACCUAGAAACCAGUCAGAAAGUAAUGCCUUUUUAAAAGUAUCAAAACAACUUUUUUUUUACAGAAUGGGUUGACAUUUCACAGAACUACGAGGGCACAUGUCUUUUUAAAGAUUGAAUUAUAACUUAAAAUUUUGUUUUCUCAGCUCUUGUUUUGUGCUUGCAUUUUGGCAAUAAAGCAAGAGGCAUUACUUUUUGACUUACUUUCUCAGAUACAGUACCUACCACUAAUACAUGUUGUGCUGUUGCACAAGGAGUUUUUCAUUACAGAUUGUUCAUAUGCACUGAAAAUUAAUCACCUGCGGCAGAUUUAGCAUUUUAUUAAGUUAUUUACCGGUGGUUACUUAUUUAUUUGGGUUUUUAUCUGCAUAUCUUUUUGGGAUUUUUUUUCAGUUUCUCAGUAACUUUGAUUGCACUUGAAAUGAGAAUUUUGAUGUAUUCAGAGACGGCGAGUAUAUCUUAAAAAUGGCUUUGCCUUGGGCAAAAUUAUGUCGCGAACUAGACAUACAGGAUUCCAAACACAUUACUUGGAAAAAGUGUUCUCUCAUUGCACAUUGUAGCAGACAAUUCUAUUUUUCAUUGAGUUAUAGUUUUAUAAAAAGACCCUUCAAAUUUCUUGACUAAGGAGUCAAGCCACCAAAAGUAGUCUACUGCAAACCCAGUCUCUCGUGUGUAGUGUACAAAGAAAGUCGUAGAGUGCAUUCCAAUAUGCAGACUUCUGUCCUCCCUUGCUCACUUGCCGGCUUGUGACCUCAUGAUGACAUCACUGACAACAGACAAUUCAAUAUCUUGCAAAAGAACAAUUAUAAUGUCAUUUCCUCAUUUGCAAUUGGGAUGAUGAAUGAAGAACAGUCCCCCAAAAAUUGUUGUAGCUAGGCGGACAGUGGGGAAACUUAAAUUGUUUUCUCCACAGAGGCAGGGCGUCUGCAAAAAAGCAAGGCCACAAGCACAAGUGGAGGACGGGAGAGUGUACAUUGGAAUGCACCCAUGAUGAUGUACCCACUGUGCCUUUGUGCACCAACAGGACUUGUCAAUCAUCACCCAAUAAAAAGCCAUGAAUGGA